Messenger RNA from Capsaspora owczarzaki ATCC 30864, 452 nucleotides. RefSeq lists its product as hypothetical. NCBI's taxonomy places the organism in Eukaryota, Filasterea, Ministeriida, Capsasporidae. The coding region runs from base 16 to 414 and encodes 132 amino acids. The transcript is spliced from 2 exons. Gene Ontology annotation, molecular function: syntaxin binding. The record is from RefSeq and is a predicted model, not a curated record. Gene Ontology annotation, biological process: neurotransmitter transport.
CCUAUCAUUUCGAGAAUGAACGUAAUCACAAAGUCGUUGUUCUCGUCCAAGAUGGACUCGAUCGGCAAAGAGCUCGGAUUCGGUGGCGAUGAUGAUGAGGACAAGUCCAGCGACCGGCCCGAAACCGAGGCCGAGCGCCAAAAGCGCAUCGACGAGGAGAAGGAAGACAUGGCCGCUGCCAAGGCCAAGCGCCAGCAAAAGUCAGACGCCAUCAAGAAGGAGCGUGAGCAAGAGCGUGAUCGCAUUCGCGCCAAGUACAAGCUGAAGGGCCCCGAGCCAAAGGAGGCCCAGCCCGCAGCCCAGACCAAUCCCGGUGCUGCGUCUGCUUCCUCCAGUUCCCAAAGCACCGGCACUGGCGCUGGCGCUGGCGCUGGGAAUCCUAAUAAUGCCAACAAGGAUUGCAUUCUCAUGUAGUCCUCCAUCUGUAUAAUAUAUAAUGCUUCCGUUUUCAA